UUCUUUUAAUAAGGCACCCGGGGUCUGACUCCAGUUUUAUGGUUUGUGUCCUAGUUCCAUGACUACCGCUAUUUACUUGACAUGUCCAAAAAUGUUUGUUGACAAAUUGCAUGACAAAUAAAAGGAUUCUUCAGAACUGUUUGUGUGCAUGGGGGGCAGCUCUGAACCAUUAGACUCGAAAACUCAAACUCCCAUGUUGUUUAUAAUGUAAUAGCUGUCACACAGUUUUAAUUUGUAAAGCUGAUGUCAGUGAAUGGUCCAUAAGAUGAGUUUUGUCUGCCAAACAGGCUGUGUUUUCCUGUGGAGGCAUUUGCUCAUGUGGAAACAGCUUGAGUCAUGCGCCCGACCCGCUGUCUGAUCCGCGCCUAAUGAAUGGGAGGGUUAUGACGGCUUACUAAACCCUGCAGUCUUACUGAAACUAUUUCACCUUUUUUCAAGUGUAUUCACCCUGUAAAUAAUUAACUGUGGAAUUAAUUGAAGAUCAAAGUUUUCUAGGCCUGUAGUAAAGUAGGUUCUCCUCUGUAGCAGGUUGAGCAGUCAGAUUUACAAUGGCCGACUGGGACUACGACUAUCUGAUCAAGCUGCUGGCUUUGGGGGACUCUGGGGUGGGAAAGACCACCUUCCUCUACAGAUACACAGACAAGAAGUUCAACCGCAAGUUCACCACCACAGUGGGCAUUGACUUCAGGGAGAAGAGAGUGGUGUACACAGGUACGGGUGCUGGCGGAACCACUGAGAGGAAUUUCCGGGUCCACCUUCAGCUUUGGGACACAGCAGGGCAGGAGAGGUUCCGCAGCCUCACUACCGCGUUCUUCAGAGAUGCCAUGGGCUUUCUCCUGAUGUUUGAUUUGACCAAUCAACAAAGCUUCCUCAAUGUCAGGAAGUGGAUGAGCCAGCUACAGGCUAAUGCAUACUGUGAUAGCCCAGACAUUGUGCUGGUGGGCACCAAGGCAGAGCUCCGGGACCUGAGGGAUGUCCAUGCCAGACAGGCCAGAGAUCUAGCAGACAGAUACGGCAUCCCCUACUUUGAGACGAGUGCAGUGACGGGUGUUGAUGUGGACAAGGCUGUGUCCUCCCUGCUGGGCCUGGUCAUGAAGAGGAUGGAACAGAGCACCUACGGGGGGCAGAGCUCUGAACCCAACGGCAGCCCUACUGCCAGCUACGAGGUGGCGGAGGCCCCGGCCAGGAGGUGGUGUGCCUGCUGAUGGUACUGUUUUAUAUCUGUAAACGAGUGCAUCUUCAAACUAAUAGUUUAGUUUAUCGACAUUUAGCAGAAGUUUCAGCCUGCAUAUUUUUCAACUCGUUUUUUUUUUUUUUUAUGACAUGAACUGUGAUCCAUUUAAAUAUUAAAAUAUUGUAAAGUAAAAUAAAGUUGUUUACUACUUUCAUAUGUUUAAAAAUGAUUGUGUGCACAUAAAUGUUUUGGUAAAUAUACUGCAAAAUUUUUAUCUGCUCAUGUAAAGCUACAGUGUGUAGGAUUUAGUGCCAUCUGGUGGUGAGGUUGCAGAUUGCAGACAAUUUUGUUUUCCCUUUGCAUCUUCACUUCUUUGGUGACGGGUAUUUAUGCUCUCUUGCUUUCUCCUGUGAUCCUGUAUUCCACAAAAAAAUGAGGGAUUUCAAACUUGUUAGUCUGCACUAGCAACCAGUAGACCGUGUAUAGGGGAGCAGCCACUCAUUUCUCUGCUUUUUUUUUCUUUAGUCUUCUGGCCACGCUGUUAAAUGCAAAAGAUGGAUCAAGUAUGUGCCUUUUCUGCAACUGUAUCAACAUGGUGGUGCAACAUGGCAACUUCCAUGAGGGGGCCUGCUCAUAUGUAGAUAUGAAGAAAUCACUCUAAGCUCAUGUAAACACAUCAGUUUGUUGUAGAUAAUUAUGCACCAAUGAAAGGAUGGUUAUAAAUGUUAUAUACCAUUUCUGCUAAUAAAUACCCCUAAACCCUGCACGCCAUAGCUUUAACAAGAUCCUAAAUGUUGAUCUUAAUUCUUAAACACAUUUAUCAAAUUCUUAAUUAUUUUCCUAAAACAUUCAAUUAAAUAUCUAGUACUGUAUUUAAUAUUUUGUAAAUGUUUAUAUAAAUAUUAAACUAAAUAUUAAGGGUAUACGCAAAUAUUUAUGUAUUUUGUUACAUAUUUAACUUUUAAAUAAAAUGUUAACUAUAUUAUUAAAUAUAUAGCAUGUUAUUUACUGAAAUAUUUAGGUUUUUCAUAUGCAAAUAUUUAGUAUACAUUUAAAUUACAUUAGAUUUUAGGUAAUAUUUGGUUGAAUGUAACAAAAUAUUUAAAUCAAAUCAAAUCAAUUUUAUUUAUAUAGCGCCAAAUCACAACAAACAGUUGCCCCAAGGUGCUUUAUAUUGUAAGGCAAAAGCCUUACAAUAAUUACAGAAAAACCCCAACGGUCAAAACGACCCCCUGUAAGCAUUUAGAAAAAU
Molecule: messenger RNA, 2426 nt
Organism: Thalassophryne amazonica
Lineage: Eukaryota; Metazoa; Chordata; Actinopteri; Batrachoidiformes; Batrachoididae
Product: ras-related protein Rab-27B-like
Exons: 5
Coding region: 549-1205 (218 amino acids)
Biological process (GO): melanosome transport; positive regulation of exocytosis
Cellular component (GO): melanosome; secretory granule
Molecular function (GO): GTPase activity; GTP binding
Source: RefSeq, a predicted model, not a curated record